CACGGCAGCCAGCAACCUCUCACUGCGGACAUGAAGGCCAGCCUGGUGCUCGUCGCGGCGCUAGCCGUGGUCGCCGUCGCCGCCGCCGAGGAGAAGUACACCACCAAGUACGACAACGUCGACCUGGACGAGAUCCUGGGCAACGAGCGCCUCUUCAACAAGUACGCGCAGUGCCUGCUGGAGGAGGGCGACUCCAACUGCACCGCUGACGGCAAGGAGCUCAAGAAAGCCAUCCCCGACGCACUGAGUAACGAGUGUGCCAAGUGCAACGAGAAGCAGAAGUCCGGCACGAAGAAAGUACUGAAGCACCUCAUCAACCACAAGAAAGACACCUGGGAACAGCUGAAGGCCAAGUACGACCCCGAGGGAACGUACAGCAAGAAGUACGAGGAGCGCGAGAAGGAGCUCCAUGAGUGAACGCUGUGUUCUAGUGUCUACGUAACACAUCUGCUUCCAAUGCAUCUGGGGUUUCGUACCUGGAUCCCUUCAUUUCCGACGUAAUCAAGAAUAUCAUCAGCAGCUGGCAGCAUGAAUUUCACUUUUGUUGUAAACUGAUUGUGACAAGACGUACGUAUAAGAUUUUUGAAAUGUUACCUCGAAAUAUUGGCAUCUGCAUAUUUGAGCAUAAUAAAUUAAUACAAAUGAAGGCAA
Schistocerca americana (American grasshopper) is the source of this 651-nucleotide messenger RNA. RefSeq names its product ejaculatory bulb-specific protein 3-like. The coding region runs from base 31 to 417 and encodes 128 amino acids. The transcript has 2 exons. NCBI's taxonomy places the organism in Eukaryota, Metazoa, Arthropoda, Insecta, Orthoptera, Acrididae. The record is from RefSeq and is a predicted model, not a curated record.